AUGGCUAGUUUAGAAGAUCUCAUCCCUACGGCCAAUAAGCUGCAGGAUGUUAUGUAUGAUGCUGGCAUUGAUACCCUCGAUUUACCGGUAUUGGCCGUUAUUGGAUCUCAAUCAUCUGGAAAGUCUUCUAUUCUAGAAACGCUGGUAGGCAAAGACUUCUUGCCCAGGGGAACCGGGAUCGUCACAAGACGACCAUUAGUUUUGCAAUUGAACAAUGUUGCACCAAAUUCACCACUCAUUAAAGAGCACCACGGCGAGUUUGAGAGCUCUGUGACGCAGGCAAACGACAAUACCAGCGAACUGACGUUAGAGGAUCACUUGCGUAAGAACCAGGGCUUCGAGUCUGUUGACCGAAGUGAAUGGGGUGAGUUUCUACAUCUUCCAGGUCGUCGUUUUUACGAUUUUGCCGAGAUCAGAAAUGAGAUUCAAAACGAAACAGCAAGAAUUGCCGGCAAAAACAAAGGCAUCAGUCGUAUCCCCAUAAAUCUCAAGGUGUACUCUCCCCGUGUACUGAACCUGACCUUGGUGGAUUUGCCGGGCAUCACAAAAGUCCCCAUUGGUGAACAGCCGGCUGAUAUUGAAAGGCAGAUCAAAAACUUGAUUUUGGAAUAUGUUGCCAAGCCCAAUUGCAUUAUUUUAGCCGUGUCACCUGCAAAUGUUGACUUAGUAAACUCUGAGUCGCUGAAGCUUGCAAGGGAAGUGGAUCCCCAUGGGCGGAGAACGAUAGGUGUCAUAACCAAAAUGGACCUUAUGGACGGCGGAACGAAUGCACUAGACAUCCUUUCUGGUAAACUCUAUCCACUAAAACUAGGAUUUGUGGGUGUAGUGAACAGGUCACAGCAGGACAUACAAUCAAACAUAUCCGUGGAAGAGGCGCUCGAUAAUGAAGAGGCGUUUUUUGUUAGGCACCCCGUUUACAGGACGAUUAGCACUAGAUGUGGCACUCGUUAUCUGGCCAAAUUGCUGAAUCAUAUCCUCUUGAACCACAUUCGCGAUAAAUUACCUGAUAUAAAAGCCAGAUUAAACACACUGAUCGGACAGACCGAACAAGAAUUACAGACAUAUGGUGGAACGGGAGCCAUUACAAAGGAGAAUCGUGCAGGACUUGUUUUACAACUGAUGAACAAGUUUGCCGCUCGCUUUGUUUCUUCCAUUGAAGGAACUUCAACCGAUAUCGGAACAAAAGAAUUGUGCGGAGGCGCACGCAUAUACUUCAUUUACAACAACAUUUUUGGGAGUUCAUUGAAGUCUAUCAGUCCAACAGAAAACUUAUCAACUCGAGACAUUCAAACAGCCAUUCGCAACUCUACAGGGCCACGUCCUUCAUUGUUCGUUCCUGAGCUUGCUUUCGAUUUGCUCGUCAAACCACAGAUUCAACUUCUCUUGGAGCCUUCUGAGCGUUGUGUCGAACUGGUUUAUGAGGAGCUCAUGAAAAUAUGUCACAAUUGCGGUACGCCAGAACUAGCUAGGUACCCUAAACUUCAAGCCAAGCUGAUUGAGGUUGUUAGUGAGCUUUUACGCGAGAGACUAGGCCCAACACGCUCAUAUGUCGAGAGCCUGAUCGAAAUCCACCGUGCUUAUAUCAACACUAACCAUCCCAACUUUUUGAGUGCGACAGAAGUGAUGGCUGGCAUUGUCGAUGGUAGGAAAGGAGGAAAAGUUCAAUCUGCGAAAAAACCUGAUCUUGAGGAUGCAAGGCAAUCGAUUGCAAAGGAUCUCGUCAAAAAACAUAACGAAGAUAGCUCUCCUACCUUGACAUCCAUAAGCGAUAGCGAGAAAAACCGCUCAAGUGAAGCUUUUUCAGACGAUGAAAAUGAUUCCUCAAAGCAGUCGAAGGAUUCAUUUUUGAACUACUUCUUCGGAAAAGAUCAGCAGGGAAGCCACCAACUGAAUGGGUCUACAGAAGAAUACAACCUAAAUUCUAACAAGCAGCGUGUGACUGACCUCGCCGAGCUUGACAAGCUUCACUUAACCGAUGGGGGUCAGAACAUUGAGAAUUUGUUGCCUCAAAUGAGCGAGAGAGAACAACUGGAAUGUGAAUUGAUCAGCCGACUAAUCGUAUCUUAUUUUGGAAUUGUAAGGGAAAUGAUCCAAGAUCAAAUCCCAAAAGCCGUCAUGUGUUUGCUAGUCAAUUUCUCCAAGGAAAUCAUUCAAAAUCGCCUCGUCACGAAGCUUUACAAAGAGUCUUUGUUCGAGGAUUUACUAAUGGAGGAUCAAAACUUAGCUCAAGACAGGCAGAAAUGUGUCAAGUUACUCGAAACGUACAAAGCAGCCUCUCACAUCAUGAAUGAUAUUCUAUAA
This is a messenger RNA of Lachancea lanzarotensis, 2301 nucleotides long. It is a transcript of the gene DNM1, whose product is annotated as LALA0S06e02542g1_1. Gene Ontology annotation, molecular function: GTPase activity; GTP binding; microtubule binding. Lineage: Eukaryota; Fungi; Ascomycota; Saccharomycetes; Saccharomycetales; Saccharomycetaceae. The record is from RefSeq and is a predicted model, not a curated record. The coding region runs from base 1 to 2301 and encodes 766 amino acids. Gene Ontology annotation, cellular component: mitochondrion; peroxisome; microtubule. Gene Ontology annotation, biological process: mitochondrial fission; peroxisome fission. The transcript has a single exon.